GAGGGUCUCUGAGACCAACUCUUUCCGCUUUCCUCUUCCUUCCACUGAGGAAAGGGAAACGUGGAAGGAAAUUAACUUUGACCCCUGGAUUCUGGCUCGGGGCCCACAGUUCUGGUGGAAGGCAGAGGGUUCCAGGACCCUCCCCUCCCCUCCUUCCCGCCCCGUCUGUCCCUCCCCCACUGCCUACCGCGCCCCUUUACGCGACCCUGCAGACAGAGUUUACCAGGGAGGGACUCGCUGAGAGCUGGAGGGGCGGGCGGGGCAGCCAUGCGCUUGUCCGGGGGUGAACCCCCGGCGCUGGAAUGGUUCAUGGUGCAGACAAAAUCGAAGCCUCGGGUGCAGCGGCAGCGGCUGCAAGUGCAACGCAUCUUCAGGGUGAAGCUGAACGCCUUCCAGAGCCGUCCUGACACCCCCUACUUCUGGCUGCAGCUCGAGGGGCCCCGGGAGAACACCAGCAAAGCUAAGGAGUAUCUGAAGGGCCUGUGCAGUCCAGAGCUGUGGAAGGAGGUCCGCUACCCACCGAUGCUGCACUGCGCCUUCCUCGGAGCCCAGGGCCUCUUUCUGGAUUGCCUCUGCUGGAGUACCCUAGCCUAUCUGGUGCCUGGCCCUCCUGGCUCCCUCAUGGUAGGCGGGCUCACUGAGUCUUUCACCAUGACCCAGAACUGGCUGGAGGAGUUGGUGGCACGGCUGCGCUGGGGCCCUGCCCCUCUGCUGACCCCCCGGGGAAUCUGGGAGGCCGAGGUAACCCGGGCCUUUGGGGCCCUGGUGUGGAUCCGUGGUGAUCAGUAUGCAGGGGACCUGCUGCAGCUGCCCCCAGCCGUUCAGGAGCUGCUGCUGAGCUUGGUGCGGGAUGCUGCAGGCAAGGAGGAUAUCAUUGAGUGGCUCAGCCACUUCGGCAUCUCCAGCACCCGCUCUGGUCCAGGGGCCCUGAUCAGCCUUCCCCAGCAGCAAAAGGAAGACUCAGCCGUGGUGUCCACGGGAGAGAGUCCUGGGUCCUUCCUUGAGACGGGGACACUCCAAAAUGGGGGCCCAGAAAAUCCAAAGAGAUUAAGCAGCCUGGGAGCCACCAGGUCCCUGAUCCCAGUCCAGAGCACACAGCAGGAGACAGCAAACCAGGUGGUACGGGUCGGUUCCAACAACCAAAGUGGUACAGACAGUGAUCGAGAAGAAGGGCUGGUACGAGCCACCAGCCGCCAGAACUCUGUGAACCGCACACCAGCUUUGUUGCAACAAAAUCAGGUCCAGAAGAUAGAAGACAAAUUCCCCUUCCAGCCUCCAGUGUCAGCCCUGGGUAUGUGUCCAUCCUGGAAGGCCUGGACUCCAGGGCCAGCCUUUGGGCCUUUGUGGCCCGGGACUAUUGCUGCAGCCUUCUGGAGGAUCAACGAGCUGCAUUCUCUGCACCUGGCCUGCCUCCUGUCCCAGGCCUGCUUCAGUCUCCCAUUCUGGCAGAGGCCGCUUGGCCCCAUUCAGCUGAAGCUGCCAGGGCAGAGUCCUUUGCCCUUAAAUCUAGAGUGGAAGCAGAAGGAGCUGGCUCCUUUGCCUAGUGCAGAAAGCCCAGCUUGUAGACCAGAUGGGGAACUUGGAGUAGAGGCAACUCUACAGAAUUGCCCAAGGCCAGAGACACCCCCAAAAGUCAUGAGUUUAUUAGUGGUUCCAGGAGGCUCAGGUGAAAAGGACAAAGUUAGCCCAACACUUCCACCUUUGGCCUCUGCUGCGCAACUACAAGGUGGAGGUGAGCAAAGGAACCAAGGAAGUCUGCAGCCAGAUUGUAUGUGGCUGGAAAAGGGGCCCCCUCCAGCACCACCCACAGAACAGCGGGUGCCUACAGCUGAAGGAAGGCAUGUGGCUCAAGGUGGGCUGACAGUCCAGUCAGUACCUGAAGCUGGAACAGUGCCUGAAGCUCUCGAAGUGCCCAUGGCUGCAGUAGUGCCCAAAGCUGAAAACCCACCCCUAACUCAAGGGCAGCCUGCAGCUCCCGAAGUGCCUUUGACUCUGACAAUGCCUGCUGCUCAAGUGGUGUCCACAGCUCAAAAAGCUGCUGUGGUUCAACCAGCAUUGGCAUCAGCAACUCAAGUGAUGUCUACAACUCUAAAAACUGCCAUCGCACAAAAGAUGCUGGCAACCAAAACAUCACCUGCAAGUCCCAAAACACUCAAAGCUCAAACGGGGCCUGUGACUAAAAUGGGGUCUGCAGUACCCAAAGCAUCUGCAGCUCCUAAGACAUCUGCAGCUCCCAAAGCACCUGCAGCUUCUAAAGCCUCCAGAUCUCCCAAAACACCUGGAGACCAGAAGGCGUCCUCCAAAGUAGCCAGACUUCUGACUGAGGUCCAGCCUUCGUCAAGGGGUGAUGCCUCCCUACCAAAGGACCAGGGGGAGCCUGGAAGGCAGGUUGCCCAGCCCAGCAGUAAGCACCAGCUCCUGGGGUCUUGGGAGUGGGGCCCGAGGCAGUCACCUCGCUACCCACAGGCGAACAGCACAGUGACCAGCUUCCAGAGGUACCACGAGGCCCUGAACACACCCUUUGAGCUGAACUUGUCAGGAGAACCUGGGAACCAGGAGUUGCGCAGGGUGGUCAUUGAUGGCAGCAGUGUGGCCAUGGUGCACGGCCUCCAGCAUUUCUUCUCCUGCCGAGGCAUUGCCAUGGCAGUGCAGUAUUUCUGGAACCGGGGACACCGAGAGGUCACUGUCUUUGUACCCACCUGGCAGCUGAAGAAGAACCGAAGGGUGAGAGAAAGCCACUUUCUGACGAAGCUCCACUCACUCAAGAUGCUUUCAAUCACCCCCUCCCAGCUGGAGAACGGCAAGAAGAUCGCCACCUACGACUACAGGUUCAUGGUAAAGCUGGCAGAGGAGACAGACGGCAUCAUUGUUACCAAUGAGCAGAUUCACACCCUGAUGAAUAAUUCCAGGAAACUCAUGGUCAAAGAUCGCCUGCUGCCCUUCACUUUUGCUGGGAAUCUCUUCAUGGUACCAGAUGACCCCCUGGGCCGUGAUGGCCCCACCUUGGAUGAGUUCCUGAAGAAGCCAAACAGGUUGGACACAGACAUUGGCAACUUCCUGAAGGUGUGGAAGACCCUUCCACCCAGCUCAGAUGGCAUCUCUGAACUCAGUGAUGACACCGACCCUAGGCCCUUGCAGGGUGCACAGAAUGUGGAAGAAGUCAGGGAGGAGAAAGAGGAGAGGCAAGAUGAAGAGUGGAGAGAGGGCCAGGGAAUGCCAGAGUGGGCUGAGGAGGACGACUUGGACUCUUCUCUGGCGUCAGUAUUCAGAGUUGAGUGCUCCUCCCUGUCAGAGGAGAUUCUCCAGUGCCUCAGCCUCCACGACCCUCCCGACGGAGCCCUGGACAUUGACCUCCUGCCAGGGGUGGCCUCUCCCUACCUGGGCAUCCCCUGGGAUGGGAAGGCUCCCUGCCAGCAGGUUCUUGCCCAGCUGGCCCAGCUCACCACCCCUAGUAACUUCACUGUGCUGUCCUUCUUUGUGGGGUUUAUGGACUCCCACCAGGAUGUCAUCCCUGACUACGAAGCCCUAAUGGGCCCUCUACACAGCCUCCUCAAGCAGAAGCCAGACUGGCAGUGGGACCAGGAGCAUGAGAAGGCCUUCCUGGCCCUGAAGCGAGCCCUGGUGUCCGCCCUCUGUCUGACAGCCCCCAAUUCCCAGAUGCCCUUCCGCCUGCAGGUGACAGUGAGCCAGGUGGCCCUGACAGCUGUUCUCUGCCAGGAGCACUCAGGGAAGAAGCACCCCAUUGCCUACACCUCAAAGCCUCUGCUCCCGGAUGAGGACAGUGAGGGCCCCCAGUCAGGCGGGGACAGCCCCUAUGCCGUUGCCUGGGCCCUCAAGCAUUUUUCCCGCUGCAUUGGAGAUGACCCAGUGGUCCUCAACCUUGCCUACGCCUCCCGGACCACUGUGUCUCCUCAGGCACCAGAGGGCCGCCGGGUCUCCAAAGCAUGGUUGAUUCGAUGGUCCCUUUUGGUACAGGACAGAGGCAAGAGAGUCCUGGAAUUGGCCCUUCUCCAGGGCCUGCUGGGGGAAAACCGACUGUUGACACCUGCUUCCUCGAUGCCUCGUUUCUUCCAGGUCCUGCCUCCUUUUUCUGACCUGUCCACUUUUGUCUGCAUUCACAUGUCAGGCUACUGCUUUUACCGUGAGGAUGAGUGGUGUGCUGGUUUUGGCCUCUAUGUCCUGUCUCCCACCAGUCCCCCUGUCUCCCUUUCCUUUUCCUGCUCCCCUUACACCCCGACCUAUGCCCACCUGGCGGCUGUGGCCUGUGGCCUGGAGCGAUUUGGCCAGUCCCAUCUCCCUGUGGUUUUCCUCACCCACUGCAACUGGAUCUUCAGCCUCCUCUGGGAGCUCCUGCCCCUCUGGAAGGCCCGGGGCUUCCUCUCCUCUGACGGGGCUCCACUACCUCACCCAAGCCUGCUCUCUUACAUUAUAUCCCUCACCUCUGGCCUUUCAUCCCUCCCAUUCAUCUACCGAACCUCCUACAGGAGCUCUCUAUUUGCUGUGACAGUGGAUAACCUGGCCAAGCAGGGUGCCCAAGGGGGUGGGCAGUGGUGGAACUUGCCAAAGGAUGUGCUGGUCCCUGUAGUGACUCCCCGUACCAUGGUUAAGAGGCCCAACCUGCUGGCAUUGCAGCUGAGUGACAGCACUCUGGCUGAUAUCAUUACCAAGCUUCGUGUGGGGCAGAAAUUGUCUGGCUCCUCCCCCUUCAGUUCUGCCUUCAACUCACUCAGCCUUGACAAGCAGAGUGGGUUGCUUAUGUUCAAGGGAGAUAAAAAGCCCAAAGUCUGGGUGGUCCCGAGGCAACUCCGGAGGGAUCUGGUUUUCUCUGUGCAUGACAUUCCUAUGGGGGCCCACCAGAGGCCAGAGGAGACUUACAAGAAAUUGCAGUUGCUGGGAUGGUGGCCUGGGAUGCAGGAGCAUGUGAAGGAUUACUGCAGGAGCUGCCUGUUUUGCAUCCCCCGGAAUCUCACAGGCAGUGAGUUGAAGGUCAUUGAGUCCCCGUGGCCCCUCAGGUCGACUGCCCCCUGGUCGAACCUGCAGAUCGAGGUGGUGGGUCCAGUCACCAUAAGCGAGGAGGGCCACAGGCAUGUGCUCAUCGUGGCUGAUCCCAACACCCGGUGGGUGGAGGCGUUCCCGCUGAAGCCCUACACACACAUGGCUGUGGCCCAGGUGCUGCUUCAGCAUGUGUUUGCACGGUGGGGCGUUCCUGUGAGACUGGAGGCAGCCCAGGGCCCCCAGUUUGCCCGGCACGUCCUGGUGAGCUGUGGGUUGGCCCUGGGAGCCCAGGUGACUUCCCUGAGUAGGGACUUGCAGUUCCCCUGCCUGGUGAGCUCAGAGGCCUAUUGGGAAUUCAAGAGGGCCCUAAAGGAGUUCAUCUUCCUGCAUGGCAGGAAGUGGGCAGCCUCCCUGCCUCUUUUGCACCUGGCCUUCAGAGCCUCUUCGGCAGAGGCCACGCCCUUCCAGGUCCUGACAGGGGGUGAGAGGAGGCUGACUGGGCCCCUGUGGUGGGAGAUGAGUAGUGCCAACAUCGAAGGGCUGAAGAUGGAUGUUUUCCUGCUGCAGCUGAUUGGGGAGCUGCUGGAGCUCCAUUGGAGGGUGGCGGAAAAAGGCACCGAGAAGGCGGACAACAGGCGCUUCAAGCAGGAGAGCCAGGAGAAGGAGUGGAAUGUGGGUGACCAGGUCCUCCUGCUGACCCUCCCCAGGAAUGGCAGCAGUGCCAAAUGGGUGGGGCCCUUCUAUAUUGGGGACCGGCUAAGCCUGUCUCUCUAUAGGGUGUGGGGCUUCCCAACCCCGGAGAAGCUGGGGUGCAUCUAUCCCAGCAGUUUGAUGAAGCCUUUUGCCAAGAGUGGCACACCCUUGUCCUUUAAGGUCAUGGAGCAAUGAGCUGGAGCACUGGGGGAGUCCUCCAUCCAGGGAGUCCUGGGUUUCUGCUGCUAGGCCUCCCCCUGCCUCCUGCAGUGCUCUCAGCUGUUUGGGAGCCUUCUGUUGUGCCUUGUGUAGAGAAGUUGCUUGCUAAAGUUUUGCUGAGUUGCCUUGAACUAGGGACCAGUGUUCCUAUGGAAACAGCCCCAGUUUGGGGUAUUUGGAGAAUUUGCCAAAGGCUGCCAAAUAUGAGCCUCUGGUGAUUUUACACUGGGGAGUAGAAAGUCUCCUUACUAAAGUAGGCCAGGCUCAGAGUCUUUUCCCCAAGUAUCCUCUUUCCCUUUCACACACAUGUAGGUGUGUGGUGGUGUGUGCCAACACCAUCCCCCAGUCUUAUUUCUGGCUGUCUUAACCAUGAAAUAGUGAGGCUCUGGCUCAUAAUUGGAACUAUAGUCCUCUCCCAAACAGGAACCACGAACGUGGCACCUCCCUUCAACCUGUGUACUUGGGGAGCCUCUGCCCUUGGAGUUGUCACUGAUACAAACCUGUGCGGGCAGUGGGGUGGGGGCAGUUGGCUCCUUAGCCUCAUGGCUAGCUUUCUUAGGACAGGCUUGGCUUCCUCUGCUGUCCCGGAAGGGCUGGCCUCAGGGGCAGUGGCCCAGGGUGGGAGGUUGGACAGCCUCAAGUCAUGUACUUGUCAGCAUGGGAAAGGCAGGAUGGGAUAAGUUGGUCUACCUCAUUUGACUCCAGCUGAUGGAGACAACUCCUGACCCCCACUUUGAUGGUUUUGGCUGCAUAGGGGUUAAGGAUCUAGAUGCCAAGUUGGCAUCUCUACCUGAAGAGCUGCUUCUACUAGACCAAGGGGCCCCAGCCUCUGUUUUAAAGGGGAGGGCAUCAGAAAUGAGCAAUCUGGCACACAGCCAGGCACAGGUGUUUCUUUACCUCCUGAUCCUGCCCAACCCCAUCCCAAAACCUACAGCCCUCCUUUUUUCACUUCCACUGUUCCCUGUGUCCUUAGACACUAUGUAGUGUGUGAUUGCUUUUGUCUGGAAGCCCCUCCCAGCCCCCAGUCCUCUGAAACCCUAGCUCCCCCAGAACUGUUCUCUGGAGAGAUCACUCUUAGUAAGUGAGCUCUCAUAGGUGUGUGUGCUGACACUCAGCCCUCUGAAUCGGAGCUGCUGCAGAACAGCCAGUCUCCAGGUGGAGGCCAGCAGUGUCUCCCUGGCUCUGCCUUUGAGUAGUUUCAUUUCUUCAGAAGAUGAGCCAGGUGGAAGCUUGGCAUCAAGCCCAAUUUGCUUGUUAUAUGGUGGAGGAGAGAGGCCCAGAGAAAGUGACUUACUCAUAGUCAUACAACUAGUUGGUGACCAGGGUUAAAAUUCCUGACUCCCAUUUCACUGUGAAAAGAGUUGUGGCAAGAGGUUCAAGCAAGAGAAUCCUUCAAAAUUCUAUACCCAUGCUCUCUCCAUUAUCCAUUCUGUCAUUUUCCAACUCUUGUAGAUGAACCACCCGGAUAUUGCCUUUAAAUCCAUUCCAGUUGUUAAUCCUAUCCAGGAAUGAUUGGGUGACAGCGGAGAAGCUGAACAGGUCGACAGUAGGAUUUUUAGCAUAGACUUCAUUUGCUCACUCCCAAAUUGCUCCUUUUCCUCUUCCUCCAAUUCCCUUGUGGUAUUUCUUCCCUCACUCUCCCACCCCUCUGCUGUGUGCAUUUUCCCUGUUAACUACAACUUUUGAUCC
Fukomys damarensis (Damara mole-rat) is the source of this 7596-nucleotide messenger RNA. RefSeq names its product NYN domain and retroviral integrase containing (gene Nynrin). The coding region runs from base 268 to 5883 and encodes 1871 amino acids. The record is from RefSeq and is a predicted model, not a curated record. Lineage: Eukaryota; Metazoa; Chordata; Mammalia; Rodentia; Bathyergidae. The transcript has 9 exons. Gene Ontology annotation, cellular component: nucleus; cytoplasmic ribonucleoprotein granule. Gene Ontology annotation, biological process: DNA integration. Gene Ontology annotation, molecular function: mRNA binding; RNA-DNA hybrid ribonuclease activity.